Protopolystoma xenopodis is the source of this 243-nucleotide messenger RNA. NCBI's taxonomy places the organism in Eukaryota, Metazoa, Platyhelminthes, Monogenea, Polystomatidea, Polystomatidae. The record is from the annotation of a GenBank genome assembly.
AUGCGAGAGCUUGGCUAUUUCUUGAUUAACAGCCUCAGUCAGUCCACGUCGCUUAGGGUAAUGGAUGCAAAGAGGACUCACUUCAUUGCCUCCGAGAUGGCUUUUCUUCCACUCUGGCCGGCAGCUUUGGCCUCGUCCAGGUCUCAGCAGCAACUACAAUGGGGCUCGAAACCAGAUCAUGCGAAUAAAGUGGAGACACAUCACCACCAGACCACACAACCAAGUGUCGGUGCCAGUAGGUAG